AUGCCAGCGCUUCCAGUUUGGAGUGUUGUUGUUCUUGUCAUAUGUGUCACAUGCAUUAUCAUCGGUUUACUGUAUUGUUUGUUGCGAUGCCGCCGAUUUCCACGAUCUACUGUCGAUCCAGAGGAAUAUCCAAAUAAUAAACAAGGUCUCCAUUCCAUUGUCACUGGAGCAACCAUCACCACUAAUGAGUCCAUCCAAGAAAAGAAGAUGUUCACACCAGCAACAACCAUCACACGCAGCACCAGCAGUAGUCAACCUUGUACACCAACCACUGCCACAAAUUCAGCUAAUCCAUAUAAUGAUGAUGAUGAUAAUGAUGAUUUGUCGACAACUAAAUAUCGUACAUUUGCAGAUGAUGUCCCUGUAACAUCCACACGUCCUUCAUCCAAUAAUUAUAACAAUAAUAAUAAAUUCCGUAUUUCGUUGCCAAUGCCACCACCAACGACAUCCUUCUUUACUGAUAAGAUGGAGUUGAAUUCCGAAGAAGCAAAUCGUAUGUUUGAAUUGUAUAUGACCAGUACCGACAAGCAAAUAAGUUCUGAUCAAAAAGAGUUUGUAUCCAUUGAUUUUGCGAAUGAUAACACUCUUGCCGAUCAUGAUCAUAGAAACACCAUCGCCAUUUAUGACACCAUAAGUAACCUUCCACAUAAAGCCGCUGCUACCAUCAGGAGUACGCUUCGUCAAUCCCUACGUCGACAAAAAUCCUCAUCAAAAAAAACUAAUGUUUAUCAGAUAUUUGAUCCACCUGUUUCUCCUUCCUCUACCGCUGUUGGUAAUGACUCUCCUCCUCCAACUCCAUCACACAAAGAUCCAUCAUCACGACCACCACCACCAUCAUCAUCACCACCACCAUUGUCGCCAUCUAUAUCCUCCCCACCAGCACCCCCACUAACAGUUGACGUACCUGAAUCUGAGCCUGAAGCCUUUAUUCUUGAUACUACCAAGCAAACUAUUUCUUUGUCAUCAACACCUUUUCGCCAAACGGAUGAAGAAGCCGACCAAUACCAAGCAUCAAGAGAAUCAUCAUCCGAAGAUAUCAACUACAAUAAUACCAAUUCAACGAGAAAGACCACCAAAAAUCGCAAAUUGUUUGAACAUGAUCUUGAAAGCAUGUUUGCCUGGCCAACCACCGACGAUGAUGUUGUUGAUGAUUUGAAUAAUGAAGAUCAAAGUUCAGAUGAGCGUGAUAAUGUAUCUAUUGUAUCAGCACUUCGAAACAAUAGCAAUAAUGAUACUGUUUCCAUCACAUCAGGUUCUGUCCGUAGAUUGGUUCGAGAUAGCACAGUUGUCGAGAAUAGCCAUUCUUCAAUAGCAACUAGAUCCAUUGCAAACAGUGUACGACCAAGUCUCCAUGAGAUGGCAGGAUGGUGGUCAUCACAAGAUCAAACUGCUGACAGCGUCGAUGCAUGUAAAGUGAAUGGUCCAGAAGAAGAAGAAGAAGAAGAAGAAGAAGAAGAAGAAGAAGAAGAAGAAGAUGUUAACUCACCAUUUGCUGAUCAUCGUCAAUCGUCACCAGUAUUACCAUCCGUUCCAUCCAAAGAAGCCUUGUUAAAUCAGCCUUUACCCAAGUCAUUCUCCAAAUUGACUGAUCUUACUUCAUCGUCACCAGCAUCUACCUAUAGCCGAGCCACUUUGAACAAAAUCCGUAUAGCCUUGACCAAAGAAGAUGAACCAGAGAUGGAUGACAAGCCAUCACCCCCAGAAUCAUACCAAAAUAACAUCAUCCAAGAAGAGACUUCCAUCAAAUAUGCAGUACCGGAUGAUGAAUUACUACCAUUGUCAGUUCCAAUCACCAACGAAGAAUACCAGCCCAAAACAUCUAUUUCCUCUGAUUCAGUUGUAAAGGAAACAAUAGUAUCCAGACCAUCAUCCACAGCCACGUCACAAACAAGCUUCAUUAUACCACAGCAAUCACCACAGCCAAUGCAACCAUCAGAGAGACCAUCGUUAGAACAACCAGUUCAACCAUCAUCCGUAACAACAACAACAACAACAACAGGAGUCAUACCAAGUGCACCAGGAUCCAUACGAGUCAAGAAUAGAAACAGUACAAUAGGCGCAGGAAGCAAUGUUGAUAGCGUACGUCGUGUAUUACAAUCUACGUGGAAUACAAAUCGGUUAUCGGAUCAAGGGUCUAUAGCCAGUAACCGGUCUUCAUUGUUGUAUGGCAAGUCACCUCCAGGAAGUGUUAAUCCACGUCAAUUGAAUCAACAUCUUGCUUCUUUGUCACUUCGAUCCAAUGGUCGUCAUCAAAAUAGACCUGGUUUGCCAUCUGGAUUUAUGAGUGAAGACUUGGUAACAGUAGAAGGUAUUGCCAACGGUCCUACUCCCACAGUAUCUUUUUCUUCGUCCACCGUUCGCACCAUGAUUCCAGAAAAUGAGCCCAUAGAAUCCCAUGUCGGUAAAAAGAAGUCAACAGAACAGCAGGAAAAACCAACAAAGCCAAAAACAACACCAAAGCAAACACCAGCCAAAAAGGAUACGCCAGGAAAAACCAAGGAACAAAAACAGAAUUUUGGUACCAUGAGGACAGGUCGACAACAAAGAGGAUCCAUGCCUUGGAGUGCAAAUGCUUCUAACAAUAAUGAUAAAUCCAAUGGAAAGACUCCAGCACAGCGUGAACGUGAUCGUUAUUUACAAUCGUUAAAGGGAUAA
Halteromyces radiatus is the source of this 2655-nucleotide messenger RNA. RefSeq lists its product as uncharacterized. Lineage: Eukaryota; Fungi; Mucoromycota; Mucoromycetes; Mucorales; Cunninghamellaceae. The transcript has a single exon. The record is from RefSeq and is a predicted model, not a curated record. Bases 1 to 2655 code for a protein of 884 amino acids.